Molecule: messenger RNA, 1202 nt
Organism: Rhopilema esculentum
Lineage: Eukaryota; Metazoa; Cnidaria; Scyphozoa; Rhizostomeae; Rhizostomatidae
Product: pre-mRNA-splicing factor SYF2
Cellular component (GO): Prp19 complex; catalytic step 2 spliceosome; post-mRNA release spliceosomal complex
Source: RefSeq, a predicted model, not a curated record
CCACAGCUUUCACAUUGUGGGAGACGCCAUUAUUCCAACGUGUUAAAACAUUUUUAACAGCCUUAUCUUCAUAACGAGGAUCUCAUAAUAUAUCUCUGUUUUUACGAUUACGACGCCAGAGAAAAUGGCGACAGAAAAAGUUGAAAAGGGAUUGGAGGAGCGGCAAACAGAUGACACUGAAUCAGAGAGUGACAGUGACAAUGAAAUAGCAAAUCAUGAUAGAAAAACAGCAACACAAAAGAAAAAGGAUUAUAUGAAUCGUCUAAGGGAAUUGCAGUUAAGAAGGAAUGCAGCAAGGAAGUUAAAUCAUGAAGAGAUGGUCGAAGAAGACAGGAGAAAUAAGUUACCUGCAAACUGGGAAGCAAGAAAAAGAAAGGCAGAAUGGGAAUUAGCUGACCAGGAAGCUAGAAAGGAAGCAGAAGAAAGAGGAGAGGACUAUGACCAAACAAAACUUUUGCAACAGUCUGCGCAUGAACUAGAGAUGUUGGAAAGAAAGAAGAAAAAGAGAAAAAAUCCAGAUCAAGGAUUUUCUGAUUAUGCCGCUGCACAGUUAAGGCAGUACCAAAGAUUAACACGCCAGCAUAAGCCAGAUUUGGAGUCGUAUAACAAAAUGAAGGAUACAAUGGGAGAUAACGCGUUUCCAACUGCUCACAGCCUUAGCCAUGGAGGUGAAGGCAAAGUUUCUGAAGCAGCUGUCGACAGAAUGGUAGAGGAUCUUGGCAAACAGAUUCAGAAGCGUGAAAAGUUCCAUCGCCGCCGACAGCAUUUCGACGAAGCUGAUAUCGACUACAUCAAUGAGCGAAACAAGAAAUUCAACGAAAAGGCCGAGCGCUAUUAUGGCAAGUACACCGAGGAGAUCAAACAAAACCUCGAAAGAGGAACUGCCAUUUAAUCAUUAUCAAUCGAACUGGCCACUGUUUAUCGUAUUGAUGGCUGACAAUCAUCUCGACUUCUUCCAAUGGAUGUUAUUUAUCAUUUUGAGAAGCAAAUGAUUUUGCCCAGGGCAUUCAUGCUGAAGGACACGAGACUUUCUUCACAAUUUGACUCGCCUUCUGAAUGAUAUAAUCAUGUUUGCAGAGCAAUUUUUCACAAGCUCGGUUGCAAUCUCUCUUGUGAAGUGUUAAUCGGCCGGUUUCAAUGUUAGGCUAUCUUUAGUUAUGAUGUAAUACUGACCUUAUCACGGAUCACAUGAUAUCUACAAA